AUGGCAAUGCAACUCGAUCUAUCGCAAGCUUCGGUGGUGAAAGAUGAGCAGGGACGGCCCUUCAUCGUCGUGCGGGAUCAAGGAAAAAAGACGAGACAACAUGGUAUCGAUGCGGUCAAGUCACAUAUUGUUGCGGCGAAAACCGUUGCGAGCAUCGUCAAGACAUCCCUGGGUCCUCGUGGGCUGGACAAGAUCCUCAUCUCCCCGGACGGCGAUAUUACUGUAACAAAUGAUGGAGCUACGAUUUUGUCGCAGAUGGAAAUUUCGAACAACGUCGCCAAGCUUCUUGUUGAAUUGUCAAAGUCUCAAGAUGACGAGAUUGGAGAUGGAACAACCGGUGUCGUCGUAUUGGCCGCUUCGCUUCUCGAGCAAGCAUCUGAAUUGAUCGACAAAGGAAUUCACCCUAUCCGUAUUGCCGACGGUUACGACCAAGCUUGCGAGAUCGCCAUUGCAGAACUCGACAAGAUCAGUGACGCAAUCCCAUUUUCAAAAGACAACACAGAAAACUUGACAAGGGUUGCAAAGACGUGUUUGGGCAGCAAAAUCGUCUCGAAAUCUCACGAACAAUUCGCCAAUAUCGCCGUGGAUGCCGUACUUUCUGUUGCUGAUCUAGACCGAAAAGAUGUGGACUUUGAACUUAUCAAGGUCGAUGGCAAGGUUGGCGGUUCACUCGAGGAUUCGAUUCUGGUCAAGGGAGUCAUUGUCGACAAGGAUUUCUCACACCCCCAGAUGCCUUCCGAGGUCCGCGACGCGAAGCUGGCCAUCCUCACAUGCCCAUUCGAGCCCCCGAAGCCCAAGACAAAGCACAAGCUUGAUAUCACAUCCGUGGAGGAGUUCAAACGGUUACAGUCAUACGAGAAGGACAAGUUCACAGAGAUGAUUCAACAACUCAAAGAUUCCGGCGCCAACCUCGUCAUUUGCCAGUGGGGUUUUGAUGACGAGGCCAACCAUUUGCUUCUACAGAACAAAUUGCCGGCUGUUCGAUGGGUCGGUGGUCCUGAGAUUGAGUUGAUUGCCAUCGCGACGAACGGACGCAUUGUUCCACGUUUCGAGGACCUGAACGAAGACAAACUCGGAACAGCUGGACUAGUCCGAGAAUUGACUUUUGGAACAACUCGGGAGAAGAUGCUUGUCAUCGAAGAGUGCGCCAACAGCCGUGCGGUUACAGUGUUUGUGCGCGGUAGCAACAAGAUGAUCAUCGAUGAGGCCAAGCGAUCGCUACACGACGCUCUUUGCGUUGUCCGUAACUUGGUCACAGAUAACCGUAUCGUUUACGGUGGCGGUGCAGCUGAAAUUGCGUGCUCAAUCGCUGUCGAGGACGCUGCUGUUAAGAGCCCUGGCAUUGAACAAUAUGCCAUGCGUGCCUUUGCUGAUGCUCUGGACGCCGUUCCGUUGACGCUGGCCGAGAACUCUGGCCUGAACCCCAUUGAAACACUCGCUUCUAUCAAGUCACGACAAGUCAAGGAGAAGAACACCCGACUUGGUGUCGACUGCAUGUUGACGGGCAAUAACGGUAUACAUGAGAGAACACUUUGUCAUCGACCCUCUUAUCGGAAAACGCCAGCAACUGCUGCUCGCGACACAGCUAUGCCGCAUGGUUCUGAAGAUCAACAAUGUGAUCAUCGCUGGCGACGACCAAAACGACUUCUAGAUACGUUAAUGUGUACACCAGAGUUGUGCGAGUCUUGUUUUGAUAAGGACUACUACCAUCCUUCACUAAUGUCGGACAAACCCCUCGUCCUCGUCACUGGAGGAACUGGCUUCCUCGGCGCAUGGGUCAUUGUCCACCUCUUCGGACAAGGUUACAAUGUACGCACAACAGUGCGCUCACUAUCGCGCGCCGACGGUAUCAAGGACCAGCUGCGCCAGGCCAAAAUCAGCGAUGACCAAAUCUCGUCGUUGCAGGUUGUCCAAGCCGACCUACUCAAGGAUGACGGAUGGACCGAAGCUAUGAAAGACGUCACGUUUGUUCAGCACGUUGCGUCCCCUUUCCCAUCGAGCCCGCCCAAGCAUGAGAACGAUCUCAUCAGGCCGGCGCGUGAUGGUACUCUGCGUGUCCUUCGUUUCGCUCGCGAUGCGGGAUCAGUCAGUCGGAUCGUGGUAACCAGCAGUUUUGCCGCGGUUGGGGCUGACUUCCCUGAGCAACGCCGCAAGUUCGGUCCCCCGUUUACAGAGGAGGACUGGACUGAUACCGAGUCCAAAACCCUUGCUCCUUAUCCCAAAUCCAAAACUCUCGCAGAGCGGGCUGCGUGGGAUUUUAUCAAAAGAGAAGGAGGCAAGCUUGAGCUCGCUGUCAUCAAUCCUGUUGCAAUUUUCGGCCCUGUGCUGGGGAAAGACCUCAGUACUAGCGUGCACGCAGUCAGUGAACUCUUGGAAGGCAGCAUACCAGGUAUUCCCCGUUUGAAUGUGGCGGUCAUCGAUGUCCGCGACUGUGCUGAUAUGCAUUUGCGCGCCAUGACUAAUCCCAAGGCCAAGGGGGAGCGAUUCAUAUGUAUUGGUGAAGGGGGCAUCUGGCUUGAGGACGUAGCAAAGACGUUGCGAGAGAACUUGGGCGACAAAGCACGAAAUGUCCCAAAGUUUGUUCUGCCCAAUUUGCUUGUUCGUGUGGUAGCCAUUUUCCUACCUAUUGCCCGGCUCAUUGUGAAGGAUUUGGAUGAAGAGCACAGACUCAGCAAUGAAAAGGCCAAGGACGUUUUGGGAUGGCAGUGGCAGUAUAGCACCAAGGAGGCUAUUAUGGCAUCGGCGAAUAGUCUGAUCGAGCUAGACGCUGUGAAGGUUUAA
Molecule: messenger RNA, 2781 nt
Organism: Talaromyces rugulosus
Lineage: Eukaryota; Fungi; Ascomycota; Eurotiomycetes; Eurotiales; Trichocomaceae
Exons: 13
Coding region: 1-2781 (926 amino acids)
Biological process (GO): protein folding
Cellular component (GO): chaperonin-containing T-complex
Molecular function (GO): ATP-dependent protein folding chaperone; ATP hydrolysis activity; ATP binding
Source: RefSeq, a predicted model, not a curated record